UUCGACCCUAUAUGUGGAAUUUUAUUAGUUGAACAUUUUUUUAAAAAAAAAUGUAUUUACCGUUAAAUGCUUUUGUGUGUUUUAUUUGUUUUUACGCGGAGAGGCUUUUUUUAAAAAUUAUUAUUACGUUAGAAAUUUGAUUAAAUUAAAAACAAGCACAAACACCUUUAACCCGGAUGCAGAACUGAAAAUGCCAAACUACAUUUAAAGUCAUACAAAAUAAAUAUUAUUAAAUACCGUUGCAUUACAAAGUGUUAUUUAAUAAAUAGAAAGUUUAUGAAGCCGGCUGGUCCACGAUACUGACAUAAAGCUAAGUUUGUUUACUUGUAAAUUAUACUAGCCGUGGUAGGCUAGCAUCGCCAUGACGACCGGGGGACACGAAGUGGACAAAAAAGUUCUGGAAUACGAAACGUUUAUCACCGAAGUUUUAAAGCGAGACUUACAGAAAGUUCUGGAGCAGAGAGAUGAAGUUUAUGAGAAGAUUGCCCAGUAUCUACAGCUGAAGAAUGUCAUUGAAAGCUUACAGGAAUCUGAGAGCAAGGAGCUGACGACAGAUGUGGACCUCGGGUGCAAUUUCUAUGUUCAAGCCAAAGUCGAGGACUCCUCCAGGAUCUUUGUCUCUAUUGGUUACGGGUUCCUCGUUGAAUUCACCCUGCCAGAGGCGCUGAAAUUCAUCGAGAAGAAAACCAAGCAGCUGACUGAACAGACUGAAACUCUUACGAAGGACUCGUCCAAAAUUAAAGGCAAUAUUCGUAUGGUACUGGAGGGUUUGAGAGAACUCCAGAACUUGAGAGAUCUCCCCGUGGACAGAAGAAGAGAAGUCUUCUAAAGAGCCAGGAUCGGAGCUCAGAGGAAAACAAAAAAACAAAAAAGACUGCAAAGUAGCUAGCCCUUUGUUCACCAGUGUGGCCAUCGUGAUGCGAUAACUACUCAAAUUGAAAGAAUAGUAACACAAAAACAAACCAGACAGGUACUGUAAGUGUACAGCUAUGGACAAUUGUUUUGCUUCACUUAGAAUUUUAGGAUUGAGACAUAAUUAAAAAAUAUAUAUAUAUAUAUAUAUAUAUAUAUAUAUAUAUAUAUAUAUAUAUAUAUAUAUAUAUAUAUAUAAUAUUAAAGAAACUACACAAUUAUCUCAAAAGUCUAUUGUGGAAGUCAUAAUAGUAGUAGGGUAGUAUUUCGUGUUAGAUUUUGAAAUGUCUUAUUUUUCAAUUUGUGUCAGUGUGGGGGGGGGUGGGGGGUGCACUUUAGCGAGCGGAGGACAACGUACACAAACAGGACAGUCAAAAGCUGCAGUUCAAAAGCGUUUAUUUAGACCGAGCAGGUCUGGCAACAGGUUCCAGCGAUGGCACUUUGGAAGGAAUCUGUUCACAACACAGAGUCAUUUUCACAUCUCCCUGUGUAAGGAAUGUGGCUCAGCUCCCAUCUCCUAGUAUCCCCCAGCAUGACUAACUCCCUGACGCGCACACCGCCCCGAUAUACUCCAGAAUCCACCCCUUGAACCACUCGUGCAGGGAACAGGUGCCGCUAAUACAGCAACUCAAGCAAAUGGUGCCUGUAGAUCAGCUGUGGUUUUCCUCUACCAAGAUGGCGGACACAGUCGGACACUAGACUUAAGAUCCGUGCCAUCUUGGUAAGGAACUGGAGUUAACAUAGGAGGCUGAGGGAGAAUACUUCACCCUGCCACAGUGAUGCUAAAUAAAAGAUUAGAUGAUAUUAAUUUUGUGUUUUUUUUAAACUAUGUCUCAAAAUUAAAUUUUAGGGUGAGGCAAAAUGUUUGGCGGCAGCUGCACAGCAUGUAUUUUUUUUUGUGACAGAGGUUGCGUUUAAAAAUGAAAGUUUUAUGUCAAG
Messenger RNA from Acipenser ruthenus (sterlet), 1851 nucleotides. It is a transcript of the gene uxt, whose product is annotated as ubiquitously-expressed, prefoldin-like chaperone. Bases 362 to 829 code for a protein of 155 amino acids. The record is from RefSeq and is a predicted model, not a curated record. NCBI's taxonomy places the organism in Eukaryota, Metazoa, Chordata, Actinopteri, Acipenseriformes, Acipenseridae. Gene Ontology annotation, molecular function: transcription corepressor activity. The transcript is spliced from 7 exons. Gene Ontology annotation, biological process: negative regulation of transcription by RNA polymerase II.